AUGGUUUCAAGAAAUUAUAGGCCAAGUAUGGAAAAGUCUAGUAUUGAUUUGAAUCGUGAAACAUCAUCAACAUCUAUCUCUGAAACCCAACCUGAACAUAGUGAUGAAGGGUUGGAAAAUGUAGUUCUACACAAUGAAGAUGAAUUAAGGCAUAAAUGUAAAGUCAGCUGGAGCAAGGAAGCCACUAUACUUCUGAUAAGUGGAUGGCUUAAUACAUCUAAGGAUGCCAUUGUGGGGAAUGACCAGACUUCUACACAUUUCUGGGCUCGAAUCGCAUAUUACUUCAACACUAACCAAAAAGGUGAGCAAGCAAGGACUGGAAGUGGUUGGUCUGAUGAGCAAAUUCUUGAUAAUGCACAUCAAUUGUACAAAUCUGAAAAUAACAACUCAAAUUUUUUGCUUGUGGAUUGUUGGAGAUUGCUAAAGGAUGAGCCGAAAUGGAAUACAAUGUACCAAACAAAAGAUGGUAAGAGAACAAAGGUGUCAGAUAUAGGGGCAUUUACUUCUUCUUCCAAUGCAGACAUCAGUGAUGAUGAAGUACGUGAAGUGCGCCCUACUGGCCAAAAGGCAGCAAAGAGAAAAUAG
This is a messenger RNA of Humulus lupulus (European hop), 585 nucleotides long. Its product is annotated as glutathione S-transferase T3-like. The coding region runs from base 1 to 585 and encodes 194 amino acids. The transcript is spliced from 2 exons. The record is from RefSeq and is a predicted model, not a curated record. NCBI's taxonomy places the organism in Eukaryota, Viridiplantae, Streptophyta, Magnoliopsida, Rosales, Cannabaceae.